This is a messenger RNA of Dentiscutata erythropus, 1464 nucleotides long. The record is from the annotation of a GenBank genome assembly. Lineage: Eukaryota; Fungi; Glomeromycota; Glomeromycetes; Diversisporales; Gigasporaceae.
AUGAGUAAUUCAACGAAUUACAGUCCUUAUAUCCCUCAAUCUUCCGUUAACAACCAUCAGCAAUCACAAGCCUUUGCGUAUUCACAGCAGCACCAGGUACCGCCCUAUAUGCACCAGCACAUGGGUGCUAGCCCAUAUUAUUACAAUCAAUCUUUAGCUAUGCUUCGGCCACAAGUCGCGCCUCCUCAUUACGCGGCGUCUUACGCAACGCCUCAACAAAACGAUACAACUUCUGUGUACAAAUCAUCUUACUCAGCUUUUAAUACACCUAUAGCUCCACGAAGGACAACGCGACAAGCAGUUUAUGAAGUAGCAAGACCGACAAAAUUGACUUCAAAGCGCAAAUUUUGGAGCACAUAUGCUAGUCGCUUAAGGCAAGGUACUACUGCUUUAGUGCUUCCUGUUCAACUUAGAGGCGGAAAGAAACGUCAACGUGGUGGGGGGCACAGCACCGAAGAUUCCGAUGGUAUAGGAGAAUUAUUUGAAGAUGAUGAUAGAGGAACUCCUCCGGCGGAAAAACGUCUGGCCGUUGGGCUUAAUACCAUUAAUGGGGAAAUUCCAGUAGUAAGGCGAAAAAGAAAUAGGACCAGACAUAUAUACAAUUCUCAGAAAGAAUUAGAUCGUAAUGCCGAACAAAGAGAGAUUUUAAUCCCUAUUAGACUGGAUAUUGAUUUGGACACGCAUAAAUUGCGUGAUACCUUUACAUGGAAUCUUAACGAAAAAUUAAUAAUUCCCGAGCACUUUGCUGAAAUAAUGUGCCACGACCUUGAUCUUCCGAUCAAUGAAUUCGUUCCUCUUAUUGCAGACUCUAUACGUAAACAAAUUCAAGAACAUGAGCCAGUAGCGGAAAGUAACGUCUCGACGGAAGAUACUAGGGUUACAAUUAACCUUGAUAUCCAUGUUGGAAGACUUAAUCUUCGCGAUCGGUUUGAAUGGGAUUUGAGUUCGGAUCUGACCCCGGAAGAAUUUAGUACAAUUCUUGCGGCAGAUCUUGGAAUCGGCGGUGAAUUUGUUACGAUGAUCUCGCAUAGUAUUCACGAACAAAUAUUAAAAUAUAAAAAAGAUAUAAAGUCAGAUGAUUCAGAUAAUGAGAGUGCACCAUUAAAAUCCGUUUUUCGUGCAUAUGAAGAUGCAGAUGAAUGGAGCCCUGUAUUGAAUUUAUUAACAAAUGAAGAGUUGGAAAAGAUUAGGUUGGACCAAGAAAGGGAUAUAAGACGCAUGCGAAGAGCUACCACGCGUAAUAUUGCAAGAUCAAGGUCAUCGCGUUCAACGGUAAUCAAUGGAAUUGACCACUCAUCGAUUUAUAUAAAUCAACGAACUCGAAACGACACAAAAUUAACGUUGGAUGAAUUGGAAGUUUGGAGGUGUAUGCAUUGCGGCAUUGAUGGCCACACUACACCUUUAGUAAGAAAAGGCCCAGAUGGGGGCAAGGUUUGUGUUUUUGUAAUUAAUCUUCUUUCAUGA